Colletotrichum chrysophilum is the source of this 969-nucleotide messenger RNA. RefSeq lists its product as uncharacterized. Gene Ontology annotation, molecular function: peroxidase activity. The transcript has 2 exons. The coding region runs from base 1 to 969 and encodes 322 amino acids. The record is from RefSeq and is a predicted model, not a curated record. Lineage: Eukaryota; Fungi; Ascomycota; Sordariomycetes; Glomerellales; Glomerellaceae.
AUGUCGAAACUCGAAAGCUUUCUGUUGCUCUUCACAGUCAUCGUACCCUCAGCACUUUCCUUUCCUGGUCAUCAGGACUGGAUCUUGGCUGCGCGGGACCAAGUGGCUAUCGGUCACAACGACCUCUACAUCCCCGACCCGAAGAACCCCACGCCGUACAAGGAGCCUUUCACGUGGGACGAAAAGAUCAACUACUACGAAAAACACACCAACGGCUCAGGCAACGGCUACUAUCGGCGAGCUUCAUGUCCUGCGCUCAAUACGCUCGCUAACCGCGGGUUCAUCAACCGCUCCGGCCGCAACAUCAGCUACGACGAAAUCGCACAGGCUAUGCGGGUGGUGUGGAACUUUGGUGAUGACAAUAUCGCGCUUGUAGUCAGCCCGACUAGCCAAUUGCAUCCCGGCCCUCGUAUCGACCUCGACAACUUCAAUGAUGAUCCCGUGCAGUUUAUAGUCAACUGCAUCGCCGCUCCAACCCGAAAUGACAGGGGCAUGGGUGACAACGUCAACAUGAACCACACCCUCUUCGAGCAACUCCUCUCAGCCUCAAAGGAUGGCGAGACUCUGACGCUUGAAGACGCUGCGGAGCACCACCACCGCCGUCACAACGACUCCAAGGCCAUAAACCCCAAGUUCAGGUUCGGCAACCACGGCGCUGUCUGCUCGCUCGCGCAGUAUGCCAACUUAUUUGGUGUCCUGGGUCGCCGUGGUAAGCAUGGACCAACGACGUUGUAUAUCGAGGACGUGAAGAAAUUUUACCUGGACGAUGAUUGGCCUGUCGGAUACGAGAGACGUCAGCUGCCUUACUAUUCAACUGAGGCGGGUAGCUUUCUUGAGCGGAUGGCUAGACACAUUGGGUACGAGAUUCAGAGGCCUUAUCCUGCGAAUGAGUCGCAGUUGUAUGAUGUUGAAGGGGAUGUUGCUGUCUUUGAUGUGUUGCCUCCUUGGGGGCUACCGGAGAAGUACUAA